AGCGGGCGGUUUGAGAAGUCGCUGUUUAGUCGCUAUACAGGUAGAGUAAAAAAAUAACGCCGUUUCAAAUCUUUGAACUGACCAAUAGGGUUGAAGUGGGCGUUAACCCCGCAAGAUUCAACUGUCGGUGUUUUGGUCGGUGGCGUGCAGGCGAUACGCUGCUGAAAAACAAUAGAUAAUAAACGAAUUUAAUCAAAGAGCAUGGAAAUAACGGAUAAAGACGCGUCAGAACUUUCCCGAACAGCGAUACGCAAGCAGAAACUUGCAGAAUAUCUGGCGGCGAAAGGCAGGUUAAAAGCACCCAAUCCAAAGCCUUAUCUAAAGAACAAUGCUAUGCUGACGAAGCCCCCAGGAGCUGAGCAGAAAUCUCACGCUUCUGGACAAGGAAAGGAGAACUCAGCCCCGAGUGCCAUGGGUGUCAAAAAAGACAUACCAAAAGGAAAUGCACUGGCAGAGAAGAACAAAAAUGUAAGAACCCUCCCCAAAGCCCCUUCUGCUGCUGUUCCACGCUUACCUAGCAACUCCACUGUUUCCCAAACAGCCUCUCAGCAGGCAAGAACAUGCUGCAAAGACACAGCUCGUACAGUUAGAAAUCCUUCUGUCAAUCAACAGCAAACCAGACCAGCUCUACACACAAAUGUCACGGCUCACAAGCAAGACAAGACUGUUAAGAAGGGUCCAGCAUCUGUGUCUAUCCAAGCACAACCUCUGUACAGGUCUUCAAUGAAUGCAAAUACGAGCAUUGUCAAGAGAGACCUUCAAAAAAAGCCUUUGAUCACUGGUUCAGAAAAGGUAGUGCACAAAUCUCAGGUCAAAUGUCCCACAAUGAAAAAACCCCUAACCAACACUGUUCCAAGUUGUACAGACACAAAAUCUUUCAUUAGUAAACAGGUCACAAUGACGCUGAAGACAUCUAAGGAAACUAACAAUUUCAAUAAAACACACACUAAUCUGAAGAAACCACUGAAUAGGUAUCCAUUAGCAAAGCCAGACAGGCCAGGAAAGACACAAACUGGUUCCCAAGAUACACAAUUAUCAAACAAAGUUGGAAAUAAACCAAGGUUCACUCACACACAAAGAAGUGUUCCAGUCACAUCCAGGCAACGAUCAUCUCUCUUGCCGACUAUUUCUAAAAACGAAAACGCUUUGAAACCAACCAGUAUUCCUGUGGCAGGUGUUAAAAUAACAGCUCCACAUCAACAGCAACGGCACCUCACAUUUAAACUUCCCUCCAAGCCAACUGUUCAAGCGUCAGUGCCACAGACUCUUCCACGCCCAAAGAAGACAUCCAGCCUGGCCAGGGGGCCUGUGCAGCUGAAGACUCCCAAAUCAACAUUCAGUCCUGGGACAGAUGGUGUCAGGACUGUCCCCCUGGAUGAAAGAAACAAACCAACAACUGCUCAAGAAGAGAGACUGCGUAAACUUAAAGAGUGGCGAGAGGCAAAAGGCAUCACAUAUAAACGUCCGCCGAUGCCUGUGCAGCCAGCGAGGAGGAAGACGACCGCUCUUCCUCCUCAGGGAUACUGGAGUACAAUAGAACAGGAGGAUGAGGUCCACGGCUUUGUCUGCGCCGUCGACCAGUCUCUGAGCGAUUGCAUCAAACUUCUUCAGCAGGGGUGUCCUGUAGACCAGGUACGAGAUGUUCUGUCUCGGGUGCCAAUGGCACAUAAAUUUGCUAAAUACUGGAUCUGCCAGGUGCGCUUGAUGGAACAAGAAGGAGAUCUUGAUGUGUUGUCGACAUUUGAGGAGGCUGUUCGUGUAGUCCGAGAGCCUGUUGAUGAACUCCGCUCUGUGGUUUUUGAGAUCCUUAAGAAGAAAGAAGCAAAAGGUUCAUGUUCAGAGAGAGAGAAUGAUGUAUGCAGCGGUGAAGAUGGGGAACACAGUUUCAACGCGUGCACUCCUAAACCUGUCGGCGCACUGAUCCGUGGAGAGAAAAGAGACUCGUCUGUAAUAAAAUAUAAGAUCACGGCUACUCCUGGUGGGAAAAGGAGCCAGCAGAGGCCAGGGCGUGUUAAUGGCCACGAAAUCCGUUUCUUCACACCAGUACGCCGUUCCGUACGUAUUGAGAAAACGGCCUCCCAUUACCCGUCAGUCCUGCAGGAGCACGACCCCUGUGUGACUUCUCUUCAUGAACUCUUGGCUGAGGAUGAAGGCCAAAGUGAGCUCACACGUACAGUAGAUUCAACAAUCUCUCCGCUCUACGUGUACCGAGAGAAUGAAGCCCUGAAGGAGCAUGUGCAGAUUCAACUGGUUUAUGAUGAGGUUGAUGCAUCAUGAAGCCCUGAAGGAGCAUGUGUGGAAAUGCAGCCGGCUUAUAAUGAUGAUGUAUGAUGAUGAACAUAAAAUUCCAUGAUCACCUAAGGGAAACUCUUCUUCCUUUUUUUUUUUUUCAUUAACCAUGUAUGUCAUCAGUUUCACUGUUGUGAAAGUGGAACAUGCUUUUUCAGUCUGGAGAAAAAAGUAUGAAAGAUGUGACUCAAAUAUUUGUUCAGACUGUAGUGUGCCAAACAGUGAUAAAGAAGACAUUCCUAAUAUAUUUUAAUCUUUCAUAAAAGACUACGUGACUACGGCUUAAAUUGUAGCAAAGAGAGUCUUUUUUUUUGCAAGUUCCUGAGUAUAGCUCAGACGUUCUUACCCAUUUCGUUUCUAUUCAUUGACACAGGUUAGUCUUUUUUCUGUUUUUUAUUUUAAUAUUAAAAUGAAAUUUAAGCAACAGUAACAUGGCGAUAUUACUCCAGUGACUGUAAACAUUGUAUUUGGAAGUACUUACAGAACUUUAAAAGAUCAUAAAAUGAUUUAUCAGAACAUAAAAGAACAUAAAAGACCACACACACCAACCAGAGAUAAGAGUAACCAGUGUCACACACCCAUAUGGGACAAACCUGAAGCAACAUUAGUCACUUGUUAAUUCCUUGAGUCUGUCCUGAAGAUAAAACAGAGAACAGGAUGUUAGAUGUUUGUGUAAGUGGCUCUGGUAGGCUCCAUUUGAUUGACCUUUUAGUGAUGUAUAUUUAUAAUGUACACUUCCAGAAUAAAAUAAAUAUUUUUUUUGUGGUAA
Ictalurus punctatus (channel catfish) is the source of this 3058-nucleotide messenger RNA. It is a transcript of the gene ckap2l, whose product is annotated as cytoskeleton associated protein 2-like. Gene Ontology annotation, cellular component: mitotic spindle; cytosol; centrosome. NCBI's taxonomy places the organism in Eukaryota, Metazoa, Chordata, Actinopteri, Siluriformes, Ictaluridae. The record is from RefSeq and is a predicted model, not a curated record. The coding region runs from base 202 to 2277 and encodes 691 amino acids. The transcript has 9 exons.